Molecule: messenger RNA, 1478 nt
Organism: Silurus meridionalis
Lineage: Eukaryota; Metazoa; Chordata; Actinopteri; Siluriformes; Siluridae
Gene: fkbpl
Product: FKBP prolyl isomerase like
Exons: 3
Coding region: 149-1261 (370 amino acids)
Molecular function (GO): protein binding
Source: RefSeq, a predicted model, not a curated record
GUGGUUCUUGUUCAUCUUUGGCUAUACGCCGCCGCUGCACACGCACGCACACACGCGCCCUCCCGGGGCUGCUGCACUCAUCCGCCUCCUCCAACUCGACGGCCCGAAGUUCCUUCUCCACGUAAUCCAGGUCUCUUAACAGUCAUUUAUGGACAGGGAACCUGACCCAGGAGAACAAGUGACAAGUGAAAACUCAUGGCUGUCAGUGAGUCCUAGCGGUCUUUGGGAGGUACAGAGAAGAUGGAAAGGGGAAAGAAAGAAAGGAGACGACACUCCUCUAUUAGGGGCCAUAUGCAAACUCAGAGUGUGUCUCAAGAACCACAAAGAAGAUCAUGCCCAGCCUCUACAUUCGGAUGAAACUGAGCCGGGAGUCAGUGUCAGUUCUGUGCAGGUUCCAGAGUUUCCUCGCUCACAGGAGUCAGUCCUGCAGGUUCCACUGGACAGGUGGAUAGUGCUGCGUGUGGGAGAGGGACAAUGUGACAUUAUAGAAAGCUGUUUGGAAGGAAUGAGGGCUGAAGAGACCUGUGAGUUCACAGUAAGGCCUCAUCAACGGCAUUUGAAAAUGGCACCAAGUGACAUUCAUGCUGCCCAGUUAGAGAGGAAAGAAGAGGAGAGACAGCUGAAAAGUGAGUGUUUUUCCCUGCAGCUCCACUCAUUCACUCCAGGAAAGGAGUCCUGGCAGAUGAUCCCAGCAGAGAAGUUGACCUGGGUGCUGUUUUAUAAGCAGAGGGGCAGCCAGCGCUUCAGCACGGGAGACAUCUGGGGAGCAAUGCAUUCGUACUGCUGUGCUGUUAAGCUGCUCAUCACUUUAAAGGGACAUACCAAAGGGAAAGAUGGGGUUCUGAAGGUAGACGUAAGCAGAGCAUGUGAUAAGAAAAGUGACCUAGAAACUCAGUCAGUAAAUAGAGAUACAGAAUCAAAAAGUACUUAUAUCCAAACUGAGGAGGAGUAUAGGACUAUGAAAGCAGAACUCCAUUCUAAUCUUUCUCUGUGUCAGCUCCGACUUGGCCAGCCAGCAAAAGCUAGGAACAGUAGCAACAAAGCCACUGCACUGGAUCCGACGAACGUAAAAGCCUGGUAUCGUCUUGGCCAAGCAUGUCUGCAGUUGGAAGACUUCACAGAAGCACGGCAAGCUUUUGGCAAAGUCCUACAACUCCAACCAGGUUCUGCCUCUGCCCAAAAUGCCUUGAAAAACGUAAAUGCAAAAGCAAAAGAGUUUGACAAUAAGCUUGGGCAAAGGCUAAGCAAAAUGUUUACCUAGGGGUUUGCUGACAAAACAGUAUGUGCACAAAUGUAAAUGUAGCAUAUUAAAACUAUACAAAACUUAAAAAGAGCUCAAAAAGAAAUGCAAAGCUCAUCCAAUGAUCUGACAGUGUUUUAACGGAAUAUGUUCCCUGACAAGAGAUACUGCUCUAUGCAUUGUGAUUGUGUUAUGUAUGUAUGCUGAACAACUACCAAUAAAAUUAUUUAUAAAUGUG